Molecule: messenger RNA, 765 nt
Organism: Psilocybe cubensis
Lineage: Eukaryota; Fungi; Basidiomycota; Agaricomycetes; Agaricales; Agrocybaceae
Product: (S)-2-haloacid dehalogenase
Exons: 7
Coding region: 1-765 (254 amino acids)
Molecular function (GO): hydrolase activity, acting on halide bonds, in C-halide compounds
Source: RefSeq, a predicted model, not a curated record
AUGGCCCCAAUCGAAGCACUGCUGUUUGAUGUCUUCGGGACGGUUGUCGACUGGCGCGGACAUGUUGUUGCUACAUUGCAAGCCCUGGGUGCGCGAUAUGGUGCGGAGCUUGAGGGAACAGACUGGGGAAAAUUCGCCCAAGAUUGGUGGAGUGAGUGCUUAAAGGAGAUAGGACGAAUUGCUACAGGCACCUCGCAGGGUUCAUUGAAUUCUGAUAUCCUACACAAACAAAUUUUAGACGAGCAGCUGAACAAGCCGGAAUGGGCCCACGUCGGCCGGUUGUGGGAUGAAACUGCGCGCCAGUCAAUCAACUUCUCUUUGCAUCGUCUCAGCGGAUGGCCUGACACAGUUGAUGGUCUACACGAGCUUAGGAAGCACACCAUCACUGCUGCACUAUCGAAUGGGAAUGUCCGUCUGCUCGUCGACAUGGCCAAAUUCGCAGGUCUGCCGUGGGACAUGAUAUUCUCCACCGAGUUCUUCGACACCUUCAAACCAAAUCCCAAAGCUUACAUCGACGCAGCGCGUCACCUCUCCCUGCCCCCUGAGCACUGUGCGCUCGUUGCAGCACACAUCUACGAUCUGCGCGCAGCGGCCAAAGUCGGCAUGCGCUCAGUGUACAUCCGUCGGCCGGGCGAGGACAUCGAUCCGAGCACUGGUGAGUAUGUAGAUGUCAAGACCAAGGAAAAUGGAGGGGACGUGGAUUACGUGGUAGGAACGUUUUUGGAGCUGGCGGAUGUUGUUAAGCGGGUUAAUGCUGGGAAGUGA